Siniperca chuatsi (mandarin fish) is the source of this 2743-nucleotide messenger RNA. RefSeq names its product estrogen receptor binding site associated antigen 9 (gene ebag9). The coding region runs from base 321 to 962 and encodes 213 amino acids. NCBI's taxonomy places the organism in Eukaryota, Metazoa, Chordata, Actinopteri, Centrarchiformes, Sinipercidae. The record is from RefSeq and is a predicted model, not a curated record. The transcript is spliced from 7 exons. Gene Ontology annotation, cellular component: secretory granule.
CCUGUUCCUGCUCCUCCCAGCUCAAAGAUGGCAGCCAUGGGACAGAGAUGAGAGACGACAUAAAUUUAGGAGUUUUGUCAUGAAACCUUAUUGGGAUGUACAGCUGUUACAUGCGUGGUUCUGACAUGACAACGAGAUCAUUUGUCAUUGCCAAUGUGUCGUCUUACGAAGACAAUUAAAGGAUUCAGAAAUACCAUGUUUUCCUGUGGGCAAAGCUAGCAAGCAACGGUUAGCAAAUAAAUGAACUUGUCUCUUCUGCCAUACAAGAAGAAAGCAGCUGCUCUGCAUACGGUGUAUUGACAUCUUGCAAGCAUUUCAUUAUGGCCAUCACUCAGUUCCGCCUUUUCAAGAUCUGCACAUUUCUAGCCAGCUUGCUUUCUUUCUUUAAAAGGUUGAUAUGCAGGAGUGGAAGGGGCCGCAAGCUCAGUGGUGAUCAAAUAACUCUCCCGACAACAGUGGAUUUUUCAUCAUCGGUUCCAAAACAGCCAGAGAUUGAAGAAUGGAGCUCUUGGGAUGAAGAGGCACCUACGAGUAUUAAGAUUGAAGGUGGCAACGGAAACCUUUCCCCUACACCCAGUGAGUUAGACGAAGAGCCCGACUACUUCAAAGACAUGGCCCCCACCAUCAGGAAAACACAGAAGAUAUUGCUGAAGAAAAGGGAGCCUUUGAACUACCCGGUGCCUGACGGCUCAGCAGGUUUCUCCAGCAGACUGGCAGCCUCUCAGGAUAUGAUGACCUUCAGUCCACCCUCAGCUGAACUGGGAGAAAUGGACAACUGGCAGGGGGAUGCUAAUGCCUGGGAGGAUGAGUCUGAUGCUGCCUGGGAGGCAGAGGAGGUGCUCAGACAACAGAAGAUGGCUGAGCGAGAAAAGCGCUCCAUGGAGCAGCAAAGGAAGAAGAUGGAGAAAGAGGUUCAGAGGAUGAUGAAGAAGGAGCAGAAGAUUGCCGUCAAGCUCUCGUAACAUUUUAGAAAUGCUCAGUUUUGAGCCAAAGGGGUAGGGGGGGCAAAGACACUAAAUAAUUCGUUAUUAUGUCUUUGAAGUCAUCAAACCGGCAAGGAUUAUCACCCUACAUUACUUAUCUGUUAGCAAACUAUCCUCCUCCACCCUGUUUCCACCAGCAGCCAUUUUAGUCUGUUUUCAAGCUGCAGCAGUGUAAAAUGCAUCAUCCUUGAGGGCAGAUAACACACCUGGUGUACUGGCUGUUCAUGUGGCAAGGUCAUUCUGGUUUUCAAGCGAUAUUUAUACAAUCCAGUUCAUCUUAGGUUAAAGGUUAGAUUCAGCAUUAAAAGGCGCCAUUUAGAUUUGGAUUAAAUCUGUCAGGUAGGGUAGAAAAAUUUUCAAUUUUGGUUUUUCCCAGGAACAUUUGUAAAUAAACAAGUACCUGUGCUACCUUUUGAAACUCAAAUAGGGAGUGCAAUUUCUUUUCUUUGUCUUAUUUAUAACCUCAAAGGACAAAGGAGUGUAAUUAAUUUUAGGCAUCACUGUAUACCAGUGACAUCCCUUGGUUUGCUUGAUUAUUGGGUUUUUAUAUUUAUGUCUUUCAUUGUCUGAAAACAGAUUUUUUUUCUAAUGAAUGUUGCUUGAUAUUUCACAUUAUCUCCCUGUGCUGUGCAGCCCUUACUACACUGGAAAUCUGCAUUAAAAUGAAGGCUGAAGAUUUUCAAUGUGAGUAUGGAUAAAUGACCAUAGACUAGAAUCUAGCCCAACUAUAAAUGUUAGCUGUGGGUUCCUAUGGUAAUCUCAUGGCUACUGAUCUGCCAUUCAUUAUCCUCCUUUGUCAGCUUUCCAUAUUGAAGGAAAAUAUCCAGUGAUCAUGGCAUUGAUUUUAUUUUCCGGGGGGAGGGAGUGUUACUUUGCUCUUAAAUAGUUGAUAGGCUCACAGCGCAGACGCUGUCUUUAUAAAACAUGGAUCACUAUCACAGUGUAAUCUCAGACUGGUUACCUUGGCCAAUAAGAACAUGAAAAAUAUUAAUUACAAUUCUUGCUUCUUUUCUCAUCUGAAAAUGCAAGGCUAACAGUUGAAAUGAAUGGUUUUGACUGAGUAUCCUGUUAUGCAUCAUUAUAAUGAAAUUACCAGUCAGUGUUAGAAAAAGUACUAGUGCCAAUAGGCAAGCUGUUGUCAUGGAAACAUUUGCAGGUGAAGAAAGAAAUAUGCAGACAUGAUACAAUAUGUCUCUGGUCUAUGACAUCUCAUAAAUGACUUGGCUGGAGGUGAGGGAGGCAAAUUUCUAUACUGACUGUUACAUUUGGAAAAGCUCUGCAAGCUAUUUGAUGCUUCUAAAGAAAUACUGGGUUAAUGUUAUCAAGCAAUGAUUAUUGACACACUCAGGUGCUGAUUCUGUUAAAACUUAAAAGAUAAAAUGACUGAUUGGUGCAUGAUCAUGUUGAAGAUUUUAAGCAGGUGUUUAUUUUAAGGGAAUUCAAGUACAUGGAUUUGUGUUUUCUUUGGAAAUGCUCUUUUCCCACCUUUUUUCAUUGAGAAAAGCUGCAUGUUCUGUUUUGUCAUUUUGCACAUUUAAGUUUUCCAAAAAUGAAUCGCAGAGAACCCCUUGUUCUUCACCCAUUUUUUAUCAUCGAUGUGUAAGACUUCAUGUUCUAAAAAUUUGUCAUGGUUGAGCAUAAACCAGUUCACAUGCUCAAUCAAUCCAGAAGGUUUGGCAGAUUGUAUGCCUGCUGUAUUAGUCCUACACAGGUUUUUAAUAAAAUUAUUUGAUUCAUACCUCUAGAGGUGAAUAACUUUG